UAUAUGGUUGACUAUAUGGUACAGCUACGUGUGAGUUGGUGGUUGUAGUGUGGAAAACACUUUUGAGAAGAAAAAGAAGCUAAUGAAGCUAAUGACGUUAGUCAGUCACCCCCUUGAAGAACACCCACCUAUAGGUCGUAAAUGAGUGCUGAAACCAGCAAUGUUGAGUGAGCCCAUGCAGAGUUCAUGUUUAUCCGGUCGGAUAGGAACAGUAAUUGACGCGGGGUUCUAGCGCGCGCUGUGUGAUGUGAGCUGUCCACCCGUGAUGGUGCUGAAAUGGGCUUCGUACAUGCGCUCCAGCCAUGGUCACUGUAUACAAAAUAGCUGGAUGAUUCAAAAGUAGUAACACAACCAGAUAUAAAAUGCCCGAUCCUCCACAUUCCAUGGGCUUUCUACGAUAGCUCAAUGAACCGAUAAGUUAAAAAAGGCAUCUUUAGUUAUUUAGGUGACUGGCGGACGUAGUGGCUGUGCGCUUCGAAUUUUUCUGUGUGGUAUGUGGAGGAAAAGUGUUGUUGGUCUUUCAUUCUAACACUAGCGCUCUCUUCACUGCGUGCUGAAAACUGUGGGUCGCGCGGACCGACGGCUUCUGUGGUGAUUGGUUGGCAUCGAAUGACAUCACUAACUCUCAUCUGCGUUAAAGUCCUUGAAAAGACGUCGAGAUCUCGCUCAACAUCUGGCGAGUCACAAAAACUCCGUCCAGUGAAAGGCUCAGUUUUGUUAUCAGUCAGGCGGAAAUGGCUGCUGUACUCGCGAGUCUCUCAGCAGCGGCGGGGGCCUCGUGUGCUCAGAGCGCGUGACGGGGAGAGCAGAGUAGCUGGAACAUGAGGACAGCACUUUUAAAAGGGAUAAGGAGAAACUACGCAGUGUGAACCAAUUGGAUUUUGAUGGGUUUUUUCCCCUUUUGCCUUGAUAUGCAUCUUUAAUAAUCAUGCAAAAUGAAUUUUACUAACAGCACUGGAGCGGACGGACCUGCGCCCUGGAACUUUACCGGUUCACUUAGUAACUUGUCAAGUAAUGAUAAUCUCAGCUGUGACAAAAGCAGCACCAGUGGGUCGUGUACAGCUGCUGAGGUCACUGGGAGCCCAUACAAGACCGUGGAGAUGGUCUUCAUUGCCUUGGUUACUGGAUCAAUCAGUUUUGUCACUGUGGUGGGUAACAUCCUGGUAAUGCUGUCAAUCAAAGUCAACCGGCACCUCCAAACCGUCAACAAUUACUUCUUGUUCAGCUUGGCAUGCGCAGACCUCAUUAUUGGUGUAUUCUCAAUGAAUCUCUACACCGUAUAUAUCCUGAAGGGCUACUGGCCGCUUGGCCCUGUGGUGUGUGACCUUUGGUUGGCUCUGGACUAUGUUGUCAGCAAUGCCUCUGUCAUGAAUCUGCUGAUUAUCAGCUUUGAUCGCUAUUUUUGUGUAACCAAACCACUAACUUACCCAACACGUCGCACAACCAAGAUGGCUGGUCUGAUGAUUGCCUCGGCCUGGAUCCUCUCCUUCAUCCUGUGGGCUCCUGCUAUCCUCUUCUGGCAGUUUAUUGUAGGGGAACGCACAGUGGAACCAGGAGCAUGCUAUAUCCAGUUUCUCUCUAACCCUGUGGUCACAUUUGGCACAGCAAUCGCUGCAUUCUAUCUUCCAGUGGUCAUAAUGACAGUGCUAUACAUUCACAUCUCCUUAGCUAGCCGUAGCCGUGUGUCAAAGCAAAAGCCAGAAGCUAAGAAGGAGAAGAAAGGUUUGAGGUCUGCUGGACUGCUGAAGAGCCACAUACUAAGGCAGAACAACAAUAAUCAGUCUCCUCCCAAGCCCAGCCUGGAUACAUGCAGCACAGCUGAAACUAUGAAAAAUGGACAGCUAGAUGAGUCCAUGGUCCCCAAUAAAGCUGAUGGCAACCUGCAGCAUGAGGAGAAGGAGAGCUCAAAUGAUUCCAGCACGGCUAGCAUUGCACCCAAAGAACCCAAGGAAAGAGCCAACAAUGAAAGCACCUCACAAAAAGGCCUAACAUCUGGUCCUGCCCCUAUUCCCAAACUCAACCCAGCCUCUAAAUGGUCCAAGAUCAAGAUUGUCACCAAGCAGGCAGGAGAUGAGUGCAUAACUGCUAUCGAGAUAAUUCCCCCAGAAAGUGGCACAGAGGGCCGCUCUAUCCCAAUCAAUCGGCCACGCACGGUGGUACGCAAGUUCGCCAGUAUUGCCCGCAGCCAGGUGAAAAGGAAAAGACAGAUGGCAGCCCGUGAGAAGAAAGUGACAAAGACAAUCUUCGCCAUCCUUCUGGCCUUUAUCAUUACGUGGACGCCAUAUAAUGUGAUGGUCCUUAUCAGCACGUUCUGUCAGUCCUGUGUGCCAGACACAGUCUGGGCCAUUGGCUACUGGCUUUGCUAUGUCAACAGCACCAUAAACCCAGCCUGCUAUGCUCUGUGCAAUGCUACCUUUAAAAAGACCUUUAAGAACCUUCUCAUGUGCCAAUACAAAAACAUUGGGACCAGGUGAACUGUAUCUACUCCAAUGGAUACCGAUGGAUAAUUGGGUUGGACCCAGUAUUCUACCCCAAUGUCUCUGAUGCACCAGAAUCUGGAAUGUAUCAUGUAGUAUCUUGUAUGAGGCUUUGAUACUUAGUGCAUUGUGCAGUUUCAUUCCAAAACUGUAACAAAAAAAAAAAAACAAUAAACAAAGAAAAAAAAUUAAAGGCUAAUACUACAGUCUGCAGACUGUACACUUGGUUGUAUGAACAUCAGAUCAGGGGAUCUCAUCUGCUGCUGAUAAAUAUAUUUGUAUAUAAUGUUGCUCUGCUUAUACGCACUGCCAAGUUUGUCACCAAAUCAUACAGUUUGCAUUAGUUGAGUGGCAGGACUGAAAAAAAAGGUCAUAUAAUGUUCAUUGGUGCAGAAAGAUAAUCCAAAACAAGCACAUUAAAAAAAUCAAGUUGUUUUUCAAACUUUGGUAUAUAUACAAAUAGAACAAUCAUAUUACUUUUAUUGAAAGUGUUAACAGUGUGUCCAUUCAUGCUAAGGACAUGUACUGAGAUGCCACUAUUUUAACUAUGUUUGAUAAAGACAAUGUAAUGCUGAAUAUUGAUGAAAUGUGGUGAGAUACGCUUUUCCUGGUUUAGGUCUCAACCUGCUGUGGUAAAGAACGGCAUAUACAUAAAUAUAUAUAUAUACAUAUAUAUAUAUAUAUAUAUAAACAGGCACGUCUGUAUGAGACAAAUCUAUGGCAUUUUUAACUAGGUGAGGGUGUGUGUGUGUGUAUAUAAUAUAUAACAUGCUUAAUAUAUACUCCUACAAAGUAAAUUUUCUUCCUGCAUUUUAUAUGUACUGUAGACUCUUGUAUUUAAUUAGUGAUUUACAUGUGAUUUCCCAAAGUAUGAAAUGUAUUGCUGUCUAUAACCAAAUGUAUCAGAGUUUUUCAUAUAUUAUCAUGCUAGGAGAGUUCAGGGGAAUAUUUACUGUAUGGCAGAAAGGUGAAGGGUGCUGCAAAUAUCUAUCGAAAAACUUCUCCUGCCCCUGAAGAACACAGCGAGGCUGAUGGUGCCAUUUAAAAACCAUCAAAAUGCUACAAUUACUGUAUUUCAUUUAAACACACAUUCUGCAAUUGAAAAAAAUAUGCCUGUGAAGUAUUGGUUUUCUAGCCAAGGUGCUUAAAUCUUAGUUAACAAAAGUUAAAACUUAGUUAAAAACUGUUAACAUGCUGGUGCUCGCCAUUUAACUGUAUCAGCUAGUGAGCUAGCUUACUGUAAUCUAGCAUGGUGAUGAACAAGCUUGGAUGGUGGCAUUUCCUUAUUUCGUAUUUGUUUUAUACUAGCAAUAUUAUCUUUUUUUCAUUUUAGCUGUCUAUUAGAAGACUUUUGAAACAUUAUUUAGCCUUAUAACCAGCUUUGGAAACCAGACACAUUCACAGUUGGUCUUUAAAUAGAUACUCAAAUGAACAAGCUUUCAUUAAGGCACAAAUCAGAAAAUGUUUCCUGGAUCAUCCUGACAGAAUCCUGAUAUUUGGGACAUUGCUUGCAUCCAUAUAAGCAAUGAAUCCUCUUUAAUGCAUUCGUUGAAACAACCUGGUUUUGGUGCCUUAAAUAUUACAUAUAGGAAUUAAUUAAUAAGAUACAGGACAGACACCUCUUAACAGCUAACUAAUGUUUAAAUGCUUUAGCUAGAAAACAGCAAAAGAAAACCUUCAAUUUGGCUUACUCUCUCUAGAGUAGGACAGUGGUCGUGCUCGUUCAGAGCAGUGCGCAUUACUUGCAAUCAACAUUCAUGGCGCCUCUCUCCAGUGAUUUAUUUGUUGUUAUUUAUCUCUCCAGUUUGUUGGGGUCAUUAAUGGCUUGCUGGGAUGCAAAUGGAACAUUGUGGUCGCUAUAAUGUUGGAUAAAUAAAAAUGGGAAAGCUUUGUCUUUUUCAUUUUUUUUCUACUAAUGGUCUGUACUGAAAUCAUUGGGAUGCUCCAGAGCGAUAUACCAGAGCAGUGCACAAUAGUAGACAAGGCCUUUCCUAACAGAUUUCACUAGAUUUUUUUUUUAUAUUUGUUUGUGAUCUCAAAAUCCUCAAUUUUAUUUAGGGAUUUCUGUACAUAAAUAUUUCAAGUUGAUUUAACUUCUCUGACACAUAUAAAAAUCUGUUCAACUUUUCUCAAAUUGUUCCAUUUGUUUCCAAUCACAUGUGCACCUGCAUCUGACCGUAUCCUAUGGAGAUAUUAAAAGAAAUUCUAUUUUGCCAUGAAACAUGGCCAGCGCCUGCUGUAUGGUACUAUAUGUUUAGCAAUCGAUGUAAAACAAUGGCUUAAUUAAACAUAGUCUCUUCUUUAAUGGGGCUUACUCCAAAUGUAAAAUAUAAGGUAUGUGGCCAAGUUAAACAUAGUCCACUGGUGGUGUGGCAAAUGGAUGUAUUCAUGCUUGGUGAUUUUGAAUUAUCAAUAGAAAUGACCCCAUAAAUCUGAAUGGGUGUACAUAUAUUUGUAUGUGUAUUUUAAUGCAUAAACCUAAUAAAGACCUUACACUAACAUAA
Messenger RNA from Pangasianodon hypophthalmus (striped catfish), 4981 nucleotides. It is a transcript of the gene chrm4a, whose product is annotated as cholinergic receptor, muscarinic 4a. The transcript is spliced from 2 exons. The coding region runs from base 936 to 2474 and encodes 512 amino acids. The record is from RefSeq and is a predicted model, not a curated record. NCBI's taxonomy places the organism in Eukaryota, Metazoa, Chordata, Actinopteri, Siluriformes, Pangasiidae. Gene Ontology annotation, cellular component: plasma membrane. Gene Ontology annotation, molecular function: G protein-coupled acetylcholine receptor activity. Gene Ontology annotation, biological process: regulation of locomotion; adenylate cyclase-activating adrenergic receptor signaling pathway.